This is a messenger RNA of Radiomyces spectabilis, 1687 nucleotides long. RefSeq names its product eukaryotic and archaeal DNA primase small subunit. NCBI's taxonomy places the organism in Eukaryota, Fungi, Mucoromycota, Mucoromycetes, Mucorales, Radiomycetaceae. The record is from RefSeq and is a predicted model, not a curated record. The transcript has 15 exons. Gene Ontology annotation, cellular component: alpha DNA polymerase:primase complex. Gene Ontology annotation, biological process: DNA replication, synthesis of primer. The coding region runs from base 105 to 1517 and encodes 470 amino acids.
AAAAAAUUGGCCACUCACAAAACUCUCGAUUUUUGGGACGCGUUUUAAAAAAUUCCAAGGCUUUUUUCACGCGUCUGAUCUAUUGUUACAUUACCCAUUAUAUCAUGGCUGCCACCGACCCAUUGCAACUCCACGAAGAGCUGAGAGAUAUGGCCGCAGAGGAUAUAUUUAAAGAUGACGACGAAGACAUGCUGGAUCACGUCGACAAUCGAUUUGCCAGUGUGCAGUUACAAACACCCGUGCACCAAACGAUUGCUCGUUCUCAAAUGGAUGAACCCAUGGACUUCACUUCUCGAGACGAAGAUCCCAUCUUUUUACUGCGCAUGUUUUACGAACGCUUCUUCCCAUACAAAACCUACUUUCAAUGGCUCAACUACGACCUGGUGCCUACCAAGAACUUCAUCAAUCGCGAAUUCAGUUUCACGUUGGCUUCCGAUAUUUAUAUUCGUUACAACUCGUUUGCGGAUGUGAACCAUUUGAGAAAGGAAAUUGAACGGUUACAACCGGUCAAAAUGGAUAUCGGUGCGGUAUACACUGUCAAGCCCAAGGACAAGAAAACCGUGAGCGAAAAGGCCUUCCGGCCUCUCGAAAAAGAACUCGUUUUUGAUAUCGAUAUGACCGACUACGAUGAAAUUAGAACAUGUUGCAGCGGUGGCGAUAUUUGUGAAAAAUGCUGGCAAUUCAUGACCAUUGCAAUCAAAGUCAUUGAUGCUGCCUUGCGAGAGGAUUUUGGAUUUGAGCAUCUAUUGUGGGUGUAUUCUGGACGACGUGGUGUCCAUUGCUGGGUAUCAGAUGAGAGAGCACGAAAACUGGACAACACCAGUAGAAAAGCCAUUGUUAGCUAUUUGGAAGUCAUCAAGGGCGGAGCUGACUCGGCAAGAAAAGUUAAAUUGCCAUCCGUGAUGCAUACAUCCUUACGGCGAUCCCUUGAUAUCAUCAAAUCGUACUUUGUGCCUUUACUAUUAGAAAAGCAAGGCAUCUUGGAGACACAAGAAAGCUGGAGCAAGGUGCUGGCCAUCUUACCCGAUGCAGACAUGAGGAACACGUUGGAUGCAAAAUGGACGGAAGAACCAGGAAGAUCUGGUAUCAGCAAAUGGGAAGAUUUGCGUCAAGCACUGACAAAGGGUGAUAAAAAGAAAGCCGCUGAAGGAGAAAAUAUCGCAAGAGACAUCAUCUUUCAGUAUUGCUAUCCUCGUCUUGAUGAUAAGGUGUCUAUUCAGAUUAACCAUUUAUUGAAGAGUCCAUUCUGUGUCCACCCCAAAACCCAUCGGGUGUGCGUACCGAUACCAAUGGAUUCGCCCGAGAUCUUUGAUCCACUCACCGUCCCCACCCUUCAAUCAUUAUCGCAAGAACUAAAUGAAUACAACCGACGACAUAUGGGAGAUACGGAACGAAAAUUACCAGAUUAUGAAAAAACGUCCCUUAAACCCUAUAUGGAGAUUUUCAAAAAGUUUGUGAACAACCUGUUAUUGGAUGUGCAACGCGAAAAACGAGACACUGUCUCGAUGGAAUUCUAAACAAGCAAGCAAGCAAACGCUGUAUGAUCACACACACACUCACAGAAACUAUUUUAUCUAAUAUGCAAUCCUACAAACUCAUCUGCCUGUGCAUUUUCAAUAUCUGAUAAACAUGAAUAAAAACGUAUAAAGAAAGCAUGAGCAAAAAGACUUCGCCAAGUUGCUUGUUC